Molecule: messenger RNA, 1926 nt
Organism: Mya arenaria
Lineage: Eukaryota; Metazoa; Mollusca; Bivalvia; Myida; Myidae
Exons: 4
Coding region: 142-714 (190 amino acids)
Source: RefSeq, a predicted model, not a curated record
GAAAGACUAAACCGAAAGAGGAAGGUGUGGGAAGUAAAGGGAGUUUUUAAUGGUAAAUCCAUGCAUACAGUCAAAAUAUUAAACGUUGUCUUUAACAUUUAAAUAAUUAUUUCAUUUGGAACAAGACAGCAAAUAAUUAAGAUGGCAGCAUUAAUGGGACGGACUGAAGUUGGCGUGAAGAAGUUUGGGGGGACGGUGACAAUCCCUGAUGACCCUAAAGCGCGCCUCAUGUACUAUCUCGACUGUGUCUGUGUCAUUCUCGACAUGAGUGCUACAGCAAACCUAGCCAAGUUAAGGAACUAUAAACAAUAUAACAUGUUGACGGAGGCGGAGACGGACGCCCUUGUGUCUCUUUGCUUUCUCCUCUCACCUGACGAGCUUAACGACAAGGUCAUGAUUCUGGACGAUGCCAUGUGUGGGGACAGUCCGAACGCCUUUUACGAGAUCAGUGCGGUCCGCCACAACCUGUUGGUGACAAACAGUAUCCUUAUAGGUGGACAACAGCGCGCAGUCUCCAAAAUCAUGGUAUACAAACGUCAAUGGGUUUUGAACUACUGGAUAACACCGAUGGAAGCGUUCGCAGGUCGCCUAGCGAGGAUUGCGACCGGUGGAGCGGCACCUCAGCAAUGGCCGGCCAUUACGUACAACCAACCAGCCACCGGACAGCAGCGUAGAUCGGACACCGGCAACGACUGCUGCUGUACUAUUCUUUAGUCCGAAUUCAUUAUUAUGUAUGCGUUUUAAAGUGACACUCUUAUUUAAAAUCAAUACAAACACAUGUAUACCAAACAUCAAUUUUGACUGAUAUACCUUUAUCUACUUUCUAAAUAAUGCAUUAAAUGAAAAUAUGAAUUACUGACAGAGGUGUAGAAAUGUUUUGAAGUAGCAGGGAAGAUCCCAAAAGUAGGUGUGUGUGUGGGGGGGGGGGGUAGUCUGGGUGUCCUUCCCCAGUUAGGGUCAAGGGGCCAAUGCCCCUUGUGGGAUUGAAUUUAAGCCCUUUUUAACCAAAAUUUCUAGUGUUGAACUGUUCCGGUGCAUGUUUAUUUUGUAACAAGGAAACAGGGAAACUUCUGUACUUGAAUAUGAUACUGAAUCUGAGAACUACCCCACUGAUCUGAGUUUUAUCAAAGGUACAUGUAAAAUUCAUCAAAAUAAUGGAUUAUUUUUAGCAGUGACAUCACCGCAAGCUUGUUUCAUUUUGUUAAACAUCCGGAUAACACGCGUAUACAAAAAGGAAUGUUGCGUAAAUGGUAAUAGGACAAACAGAAGGCCAGACACGCUCAUGUUGCAAACUUACUACGCUUUUUGGUGUCUGGAAAAAAAUAUUCUUUUUUUUCACCCUCCAUUGCUUCGCUAAUCAUAAACUUCAAAACAUCCCCAUGGGGGAUGCGACUAAUGAGGUCAUGUAUCGAGCCAAUGUUAUUGUAUUCGGAACGCUGGGAAACCCAAACCUAGAACUUGAAAACAUCCCAGAGGGGGAUGCGACUAAUGACGUCACGAAUCGAGCUAAUGCUGCAUUGUAGUCCGAACGCGUGGAAACUAAAAUAAACAAUACCAUCAAUCAGGGUUUUAAACUUAUGUAAACAUAAAAACAUGACAAAAAAUAACAGAUUUUAUUUUUGAUGAUGCGGGAUAAAUAGCCGGGUGAAGAUGCUAAAGUAACUGGGUUAUUUUACCGGCUUCCGGCCCAUUUCUACACCCCUGUACUGAUAACAAUAUUGUAACCAUGUAUUUAAUAGCAGAAAGCGCAAGUGAAUGAUAAAAGAUAUACUGUUGUCAACUAUAGUCUCAUAAGGUAGAAAUACCGUGGUUUAUGCUAAUUUCUUUCAAAUUUAACUCGAUAUCCUACAUAAGAACCAUUGUUUUCGACAUUUAUUCAUCCUUUUAUGAACUUUAAAACAAUAUAAUAAAUUUGGGUUAAUCUUA